This is a messenger RNA of Adineta steineri, 861 nucleotides long. The record is from the annotation of a GenBank genome assembly. NCBI's taxonomy places the organism in Eukaryota, Metazoa, Rotifera, Eurotatoria, Adinetida, Adinetidae.
AUGUUAUUAGCUACUCAACAACAACUUUAUGAUUAUGUAGUACGUUUACGUUUCGGUGGAUCAAUAUCAUCGGAACCAUAUCCUUCAUAUGCUUUUCAACAACGAUAUGAUCUUCGAUUUUGUCAAGAACCUAAACCAUCUUAUUCUUAUAUUGGACUUAUUGCAAUGGCAAUAUUAAGUUCACCAGAUCAACAACUUGUUCUUUCAGAUAUAUAUCAAUGGAUAUUAGAUCAUUAUCCAUAUUUUCGUGCAAGAGGUCAUGGUUGGAGAAAUUCUAUUCGACAUAAUCUUUCAUUAAAUGAUUGUUUUGUCAAAGCUGGUCGAUCAGCAAAUGGUAAAGGUCAUUAUUGGAGUAUUCAUCCAGCUAAUCUAGCAGAUUUUAUGAGUGGAGAUUUUCGAAGACGUCGAGCACAACGACGAGUUAGAAAAAGUAUGGGUUUAGCAGUACCAGAAGAUGAAGAUGAUGACGAUGAAGACGAAAUUAUACCAAUUAAUCCAACAGAACAUUAUUUUGAACAUUCUUCUACGAAAUGUUCAACAGAAGAACUUCAUCCUAAUGUAAAUGAAUUACCACUUUCAUCAUCAAUAAACAGUACAAAUGUUCCAACUAAUCUUUUACAACGUUAUUUGGAUAAUAUACAAAGUGUUGCCAUAUCUCGUUUUAUACCACAAUCAAUUCAUAUAAAUCAAAAUCCAAUAAAACAAAAUCAACAAAAACGUUGCUUCGAUGUCGAUAGUCUUUUAGCACCUGAACAACCACAAUCAAUUAAACGACAAAAAUAUCAUUUAGAUCGAAAAGAAGAUACUUUUAGUUCAUAUUCAAAAUCCGAAGGUUCGACAGAUAUAGAAACAUCAGUUUAA